Messenger RNA from Sciurus carolinensis (gray squirrel), 2573 nucleotides. It is a transcript of the gene Tmem125, whose product is annotated as transmembrane protein 125. The transcript is spliced from 3 exons. The coding region runs from base 1307 to 1963 and encodes 218 amino acids. The record is from RefSeq and is a predicted model, not a curated record. Lineage: Eukaryota; Metazoa; Chordata; Mammalia; Rodentia; Sciuridae.
UCCCACUGGCUCCUGCCCUGAGAACCUCCACCCCACCCCCAGCCUGGCGCCCGCGGACCCAGUACACCUGUGCCAGUUCUUUCAGACCAGCAAGUCACACCCCAGGGGAAUGCUGGGACAGACUCCACGCCCCGCCCACGGCCCCUCCCCCAUCUCCCUUGGGGGCAUUGGUACCUGCCCCGCCCUCUGCACGUGCCGGGUAGCCCCAGCAGAGAGUUGGGGAGGAUGGCUACUUGCUCAGGGUGUAGCCCCUGCAGGGCCUCGUUAUCUUAACUGGAAUGGUCCAGGACCUAUGCCCUGUGUCCUGUCAGGCGGAGAGGUAACAUCAGGUUCACUUAUCCAAAAAGCAGGCUUCAGCCUCUGUGUAGACUCUAGGCCCCAUUGGAAUUCUGAAAGUAAGAGAGAGGUCAAAUGACUCCCCCACCACCCCUUAAGAUAAAUGUCAUCAUCCUUACGUUUUGGAUCAGGAGACAGGCUCUAAGAGCUGAGCUCAUGGGGCCCCCUGACUCUCCCCAUCUCCUCUCCUGGGUGCGGAGGUCCUUGCCUGACCAAGCACACCCAUCACCCAGCGUGGAAACAGGACCUGCUUAUUUCCGUCUUCUAUCACAAACUGGGCCCUUCCUGCUUUAUUUUUGCCUAUGUGAGUCAUGCUGGCUGUGCCCUAGGGGACAGGUUAAAUGAGUAACCACUGUUAGGUCCCUCCCCAUGUUUCCAUGGCCGGGAGGCCUGGGCUGGGGUUCAAGUCCAGAGCCCUCCUUUUUCCUCUGCACUUGAGGGAAACCAUGGAGGAGGAUGACACAGGUGGGGUGUGGGUCACAGUGGAGACGAGUGGGGCAGCAGAAAGCUCACGGGGGGUCAGGGCUGAAGAGGCAGGUCCAGUGGGGCUACUGCAGGAACUGAAUGGAGAGACAGCCCCACCCGUGGAUUGGGUGUGACAGAGGGAGAUGAGCCUCCGGUGGCUGAGAGGCUGUGAUGCAAUCCUGAAGUGGGGAACACAGAAGAGAAGCAGGUUUGGGGAGCCAGCGGUGACAGCUGAGGCCAUGUGAGUCUGGAUCCUGAAUGAGGCUUUAUCUCUGUCUGUUCCUCCCAUCAUCCACUGUGGCACCAGCUCCCUCGGCCAGCCAGGAUGGGACAGGCGACUGAGAGAGCCAGAGCCAGAGAGGUGAUGGUGACCAUAGCCUGGGCUGAGAGAGGAACAGGACUUUGGGCCUGCGACUGCCAAGCAGGUGGUGGGGGCACCAGGUCAUGAUCUGUACCCCCUGAUCCCUGACACUGACCUUCUGCCCUGACCCUGCCUGACUAAGCCAUGUCUGAACAAGCUCAAGCCCCUUUGGGCCGGGGGCUGCCCCCUGACAUGCUGGCAGAGCAGGUGGAACUGUGGUGGUCCCAGCAGCCGAGACGCUCCUUGCUCUGCUUCAGCGUAGCUGUGGGCCUUGUGGCAGGCUGUGGGGCAGGUGGUGUGGCCCUGCUGUCCUCCACCAGCAGCCGCUCUGGUGAGUGGCGCCUAGCAACGGGCACUGUGCUCUGCCUACUGGCCCUGCUGGUUCUGGUGAAGCAGCUGAUGAGCUCAGCUGUGCAGGACAUGAACUGUAUACGCCAGGCCCACCACGUGGCCCUGCUGCGCAGUGGUGGAGGGGCCGAUGCCCUAGUGGUGCUGCUUAGUGGCCUUGUGCUGCUGGUCACUGGCCUAACCCUGGCUGGACUGGCUGCCGCCCCUGCUCCUGCUCGGCCACUGGCCGCCAUGCUGUCUGUGGGCAUUGCACUGGCUGCCUUGGGCUCGCUCUUGCUGCUGGGUUUGCUGUUGUAUCAGGUGGGCGUGAGUGGACACUGCCCUGCUACCCGUGCAGCUGCCCCCUCAACCCAUAGUGGCCACAGUGGCAACAGCAGCAUCUUCAGCAUCUCAGGACAGUUGUCUUCUGGCCAGCGUCAUGAGACCACCUCCAGCAUCGCCAGCCUCAUCUGAUGGAGCCAGAACCCUCCUUCCCAGGACCUGUCUCAGUGUCUCCAGAACUGUGCCAGGACAUGCAUGUGUGUGACUGUGUGUACGUGUGUCCCAGGGCCACAUCAGCCCUUCUCUGGGUGCGUGAUACGUGAUUAGGAGCCCGUGUGUGCUCACAUUCCACAACGCAGGAAGGUGAGCCUGUGCCUCCUUGGACCUGCAUGUCUGUGUCCACAGACUGUCACUCUGCCUAUCUGGGUCCGAGUUCUCUAGGGAGAGAAAUGUCUGGGAUCCCAGAAGAUUCUUAACCCCUGCUUCCAACACCCCUGCAACACCCAUCGGGGUUUCCAUAGGGUGGCUGUUGCCCACCCCAGAGACUGCACAAGUGACUGCUCAUCAAGAAGAGUGACUGGUGGCAAAGCAGAAGGAACCAGAAUGAGAUGAGCCCGGACUAGGACCCCCCACACACACCAACCCCUGCCUCAGGCACCUAGCAGCUAAGAGAUUCAGCAAGCGACUUAGCCUCUCUGGCCUGUUUCUAGAGGUUCCCGUUGCCACUGUUUAUGAGGAUUAAGUGUUGCCAUGAAUGGAAGGACUGGGCUCAUGACAGAUGUGCAAUAAAAUGGUGGCUGCU